CGCGUGUGCAAUUUGCAAAUCGUUUCUGCACGUGGGUGGCAAGACAAGAAGCAAGAAGUGCUGAAAGUCAAGUGCACACAGCACAGACACACGCACACACGCACGCACACACACACGCACACACACACAUCACACGCAUCACAUCACAGCCAUGUCUGAGGACGGAGAUCUGGAGAGCUUGAUUGGCAACUCCAGGACACUGCAGUCGUUCACCUCUGCAGCCCUUGAAACAGAACAUGAGGACAGCGGUGACGGGAAGCCGUUGUCGCGCAGGCAGCGGCGUCUGCGCCAGCGUGAACGCGCAAACCUGGAGGCCAGCCUGAAGCAGGAGGAGCUGGUCCGUGCAGCCCGUCAGCAGGAGCGUGCGGAUGAGGAAGACGCAGCAGGACCAGCACCCCUGCCCAUCAAAGUCAGAAACAAGAUCACGCUCCCAAAAGCAACACCCAAGUCCGAGCUUCGAUCACUGCCAAGCGACAGCAAGGACACCAAAGACGAUGACCAGGAUGAGAGGACCGGGCCCAGGACCAAGCGCAGCAAGAGCGCAGCUGCUAGUGGUGGUGAUGACGAGGACGACGCAGCGUUGAUGGAGAUGGCUGCCGCUGAUAGCGCGCCGCUCCCGCCCACAGCACUGCUGGCACUUCGCAAGGAGGAGAUUGCAAGCGCAUGCUCUGCUGUCCUGGAAGCGCCAGAGACACACAUUACCAAACUCGGCUCCAUCAUUGACCUGUGCCGAAGCAACGACGCUGCCAUCAAGUUUGCUGUCCGCAAGCUUGCCAUCGCCUCCCUCACCGCCGUCUUCAGAGACAUUAUUCCAGGGUACCACAUCCGACAGCUGACGGAGAAGGAGCAGACACAGCGCAUGACCAAGGAGGUGAAGCAAGUGCGGGAAUACGAGGGCUCACUGCUCAAGAUGUACCAGGCGUUUCUACAGCACUUGCACACGUGCAUCAAGGACCUGCGUGAGAGCCGUAAGGCAUAUGUGAAGAAACAUGGCCCAAAGAUGCCUGCAAGCAUCGCUCGCGAGGAGAAGGAUUUGAAGCGUGUGGCAUCGCUAGCACUGUUGGCCGCACAGUCGCUGUGUCAGCUGCUCGAAACAGCGCCGCACUUCAACUUCAGAAACAACAUCAUCACCGUCAUUACUCCACUCAUGACCGGAAAGCUCGGCUCUCACCUGAGCCGCGUGACGACGAGCUGUGCCAUUGACGUGUUCAAGGCGGAUCAGGCCUACGACGUCAGCUUGUCGCUGGCAAAGGCCAUUGCGCAGGAGAUCAAGACCAGCGCUUACAACGUCGAUCCACAGAUGGUCGGGUGCUUUCGCUUCCUGAAGAUUCAGGAGCGCCACAUCAAGGCGAAGAAACGCGAUGCCGAGCAAGAUGUCAAGCAGAGACAUGAGGACAGGUACAGCAAGAAGCGGGGGAAACGGGGCAAGAAAGAGGCGCAAAACAAGGGAACUCGCCGCGAACGCAAGGAGUUAAAGGCUGAGAAGGAACUCUCCAAGGAGCUCAUGGCCACGGAGAAGGAGGCCAACACGAAGAAGCUCGAGCACAACCAGACUCAGAUCCUCAAAGUUGUCUUUGCCGUCUACUUCCGAGUCCUCAAGCACGCACAGCAAUCGCGUACGCUGCCGACGGUUCUUGAGGGCAUUGCGCACUUUGCACAUCUCAUCGACGUUGCCGUCUUCUUCGACUUGCUCGAGGUGCUGAAAGAAGUGAUUGCGAGCGGGUCGCUGUCGCUGCCUGCACGCAUGACGGCCAUCUCCGCUGCUAUGACGCUGGUGGCCGAGGAGCACUCGCUCACAGCGGUCGACCCAACGUCGUUCCUCAAGGAGCUGUUUGUGCACAUCCCAGCCACCAUGCUGCACCCGGACCUGUUCAAGCACGUCCUCGCCUGCACCAACCUCCUUCUCGUCCGCAGGAAGGAGGUAUCGGUGGACCGAGUUGCUGGUCUGGUCAAACAGCUGCUGGAUGUGUGUCUGCACCUGCCCCACCACUGCGUCGUGGCAACGCAGGCCCUCGUCCGCGAUGUCGUUAGGAAAUACCCCCGGGUCGCCCCCAUGCUGGAGAACGACACCGUUGCCAGCGGCGUGUACAACCCGCGUGCUGUUCUGCCAGAGCACUCCAACGCGCUCGCAACGGCACUGUGGGAGGGCGCACUCUUUGCUUCGCACUACCACCCCAUUGCUCGCAUGUUCAACACAAACAUCGUCCACGGCGCUCCCUUAACGGGCAACGCGCGUCUGCCACCCGAGCACGUCAAGCGCACGUAUCGAGACUACCUGGCGGAGAUGAGCCCAAACGACAAGGACUGGCCCUUCAUGCCGUCAAUGCAGUCCCUCUACCGACGCCCGCGUCUUGUCCACACCAAGAAACCAAAGGAGAUAUGUCCACAUGUGCAGUUGGCAGUGGAAGAGGUCGAGGCGUUCGAUUUUGACCGGGCACUGAAGCUGGGCAGUGUGGUUCCGCGUGGCGAGCACAGCAGUGGCGCUGCUCAGCAGGUGGAGGGCACCAGUCCAGCCAAGGCAGACCACCACGGCACGGGCAAGGGCAAGGGCAAGAAGACGCGUCGAAAGCGCAGGGGCGGGGCCAAGAACAAGAAGGCGAUGAAGGAUGGUGCAAGAGCAGCAACAGCGCGACGGCCGGGCACUCGCGAUGUUGGUGGAUCUUCGCGGAGUAACGGUGUACAGGGGCAGAGGAAGAAGAACAAGGCUACAAGGCAUCAGGGCGGUCGUCUGUAGUUGCAAGACACAAUGAGAGGAGGAGUGGCUCGAGUGUGUCAAUGACGACGUUAUGUGUGCGUGGUUGCUUGCUGCGUGCACAUUGCACCGCUGUUGCUUGCCUCUUGUGUGGGUUGCAGUAAACGUGCGUUGCUGG
Messenger RNA from Salpingoeca rosetta, 2870 nucleotides. RefSeq lists its product as uncharacterized. The coding region runs from base 152 to 2734 and encodes 860 amino acids. Gene Ontology annotation, biological process: DNA replication initiation. The record is from RefSeq and is a predicted model, not a curated record. The transcript is spliced from 18 exons. Gene Ontology annotation, cellular component: nucleolus. NCBI's taxonomy places the organism in Eukaryota, Choanoflagellata, Craspedida, Salpingoecidae. Gene Ontology annotation, molecular function: chromatin binding.